AUGAACCAAGUCCAGAUCACGCCGGCUAUUGGCUGCACCGUUAGCCACGCCCCUUUGUGGGCGUGUCCUGGUUUUGACAUUCGGCGGGAAGCCGAGAAGGUCCAGAUUGCUUUAGGUUCCCCGGGCGGCGGAUGGUGCCCGGGACGUGCGGGGCUGAGCGGGGGAAUCGGGUGCGAGAAGGGCACCCAGGGGGUCCCGGAUCGCUUGAGGAGCCCCCGCGCGGAGCCGUCGAACCCUUGCGGCUCCGAGGUCUGGCUCCGGCACCGCGAUUGCAGCAAGUCUCCGGGGUUCGGCCUGGGCUGGGCCCGUCGCCCCCAGGGCCCGGGGAAACCAGGUCACGGCGCCUCCCAAACCUGCCUUCCCAGGUCCCUGCGCUCUCCGGGUCCGACGGGCGGGCCCGACUCCGCCAUGGGACACCCCCCGCUGGCAGCUGCCUGCACCCCGACAUUCCUGUUCUUGCUGUUGUGGUCACCUGAAGCCUGCGCAGGUCAGUGGAGAGCGCAGGGUUCGAAGGUGCUGGAAGGUCAGGAAUGCAGGCCUUUCUCGCAGCCUUGGCAGGCGGCCCUGUUCCAGGGCAUCUCACUGCUGUGUGGGGGUGUCCUCGUGGGCCAGAACUGGGUGGUCACGGCAGCCCACUGCCAAAAACCAAAAUACACUGUCCGCCUGGGAGAUCACAGCCUGAAAAACCGAGAGGGGUCGGAGCAAGAGAUGGAGGUGGCCCAGUCCAUCCCCCACCCCUGCUACAACCGGAGCAGUGAUGACAACAGCCACGACAUCAUGCUUAUCCGGCUGCGUGGACGGGUCAACUUCGGGCCCAAAGUGAAGCCCAUCAAGCUGCCUGAUUACUGCCCCAAAGCUGGACAGAAAUGCGAGAUCUCAGGCUGGGGCACAGUCACCAGCCCCGAAGAGAAUUUUCCAGACACCCUCAACUGUGCCCAGGUGGAAAUCUAUCCCCAGAAGCAGUGCAAGGACGCCUACCCCGGCAAAGUCACCGACAGUAUGGUCUGCGCAGGUGACAGCAAUGGAGCUGACACAUGCCAGGGUGAUUCUGGGGGGCCCCUGGUGUGUGAUAACCGUCUCCAGGGCAUCACCUCCUGGGGUUCAGACCCCUGCGGGAAGCCAGAGAAACCUGGUGUCUACACCAACGUCUGUUACUAUCUGCAAUGGUUGAAGAAGACUAUGGGUAACAGGGACUGA
Suncus etruscus (white-toothed pygmy shrew) is the source of this 1197-nucleotide messenger RNA. Its product is annotated as kallikrein-8-like. The record is from RefSeq and is a predicted model, not a curated record. Gene Ontology annotation, molecular function: serine-type endopeptidase activity. The transcript is spliced from 6 exons. The coding region runs from base 1 to 1197 and encodes 398 amino acids. Gene Ontology annotation, biological process: neuron projection morphogenesis; memory; proteolysis. NCBI's taxonomy places the organism in Eukaryota, Metazoa, Chordata, Mammalia, Eulipotyphla, Soricidae.